CGGGGAGCAAGCGUGAUGAUGGCUGUGGGUCUAGUCCUACUGCUGGAGGUGGGAGACCUCAGGUCUUGGCCUGAUCUAGAGCCUAACUUCCUGGGCAGGCAGCUGGGCGGGCGACAGCAGGCUGGCGUGGCCGGACGCCGGUGCCCUCUCCUGCUUCAGUCCCUGGGAGGUUUUGUGCCCUGACACCAUUUCCUGCUCUUUCUCUGGUUUGUUCUGUGGCAGCCCUGGAGUUCUCCCCUCACCUGCAUGGAGGAAUUGGCUCUUCUGCGCUCGUCUGCCCCUGCUGUCACAGCCUCAAGAAGGAUGGGAUCUGUGUUUCAGAACAGACUCAGUGUGGCUCAAUGGCUGCGCAAGUCUGAGGAAAAAGACCCCUGUGACUCAGAUUGGAGAACAAAGGAGGACUGAUGUGGCCAGUCCCGGCACUCCCCUGGGACUCCGGAACGCAGAGGUGCUGGGCGUGAAGACGCUCUGAGCAUCUGAAGACGGGGAAGCUGGCCGGCAUGGGAGCUGAGGAACAGGAGGGAAGGUGGAGAGCCAGCUGCUCCGAGCUACACCUGGGAGGGCUUGGGGAGGUCCCUGGACAGCAACAGAGGACAUGUCGUCCCUUCUCUUCCCUUAGUUCCACCCCAGCAGGGAGUGGGGCAAACACUUGGAACUGGGAUCCAGCCUGGCACCCUCACCUCGGAUGCUUUCCAGCCACCCCAGGGUCCUAUUCUCAUCUGCCUAAGACUUGCCGUGGACCUGGGACGUGCCCUUCAACUUGACCGUCCCAGUCACUCGUCUGUGGAACGUGCUCGCACUGUGGGGAUGCACACAGCAGUCAGGGUGGAACCACGGUGGGUGCUGACCCUGCUGCCCUGCACCUUGUGCCCACUCCUCCCAACUCAGAGCAACCCCAGCCAUCCAGGAAGCGCUCUUGUGUUUGCUGGAAGCAGCCUGUGUUCUAGAAUCCUGUCCCCUUCAGUGUCCUUCUGGUUCUGGAAUCCCACUGCCAUUCCAUGUGGAGAGCCUGAGGUCCUCAGGAUUCUGCCGCUCUUCUCGGGGUGCUGCUGUCAGGCUCUCACGUCGGACUUGAGUCCACACAGCGGCCAGGAUGCGGUGGCGCGACCGCAUAGCUGUGUUCUUCUUUCCGCCAGGCUUGAUGCUCACCAUGACCGCACUGAUGCUCUUCUUUAUACACCUGGCCGUCUUUGCCAACGACGUGCAUAACUUCUGCAUCACCCACCACUACGACCACAUGAGCUUCCAAUACACGAUCGUCCUGAUGUUCUCCCAGGUGAUCAGCAUCUGCUGGGCUGCCAUGGGGUCACUCUACGCGGAGAUGACAGAUGACAAGUUUCUGCGGUGCUUUGCCCUGACCAUCCUGAUGCUCAAUGAAGCCAUGUUCUUCAACCGCCUGUCCCUGGAGUUUCUGGCCAUCCAAUACCGGGAAGAGAACCACUGAGGCCUGGGGACUAGGGAUGGGGCUGAGGAGGGAGAAGGAAAAGGCUACUUUGGGUGUUUUAAUAAAGUCUGCUGUUUA
Molecule: messenger RNA, 1522 nt
Organism: Sciurus carolinensis (gray squirrel)
Lineage: Eukaryota; Metazoa; Chordata; Mammalia; Rodentia; Sciuridae
Gene: Catsperh
Product: transmembrane protein 262
Exons: 3
Coding region: 1094-1444 (116 amino acids)
Source: RefSeq, a predicted model, not a curated record